Molecule: messenger RNA, 1513 nt
Organism: Wallemia mellicola CBS 633.66
Lineage: Eukaryota; Fungi; Basidiomycota; Wallemiomycetes; Wallemiales; Wallemiaceae
Exons: 3
Coding region: 4-1158 (384 amino acids)
Source: RefSeq, a predicted model, not a curated record
GUAAUGGCGACGUCCCACAGUAGACGGAAGGGGAAUGAUAGUGCGAAAAGGUGCAUAGACUUAAUUGAGAGCUUGCCGAAUAUGCUACCUCCAAAGAUAACUGAUAUAUAUAGACCAGUAAAACGUAAUAGACUAACUAAUGAUACCCCAAAGUCAUCAAAUAACUCAUUCACUUCUAACGCAUCAACUCCUCGGAUCGAGAUUAAUAAGAAGGAUUCCAAUAGAAAGUGGUCAAAUCAGGAUUACAAGGAAACUUCUUCAUUGUACAAAGAGAGAGGACGUAAUAUAAAACAUUGGGGGGAUCGACAUUAUCAGUUAUCGACAAAAGCCACUGGGGAUGAAAGUGAUUACCUGAGGGUUUUAGCUGCAUGUGAGCUACUGGAUGCCGUUCUUAUGUAUGCCUAUGCAUUCUGGUGUGAAGACAGAAUCAAUGGAACUUUAUUACAAAAUUGGAAUAGUUUGGAGCCAUUAGCGAAGUUUAGUAGAAGUAAAUGCGAUUCGUUAACGGUGAAUUCAUUAGUUAAUCGUACACUUAUCGAUCAAUUACAGGGAUUGGCAUUGAUGUUAUAUGGAUUAGUGUUAUUUCAAAUAUCAACUAUAGAAUCAACCCAGAGUUAUCACAAAUCGCUCAAACUUCAAAAAGCACCUUCUAGUGACGUGAAUGAAAUGCAACAGCGUACGAACGAAUUACUAGUCAGAAAUAUAGAAAACCACAAACGUAAAGAUAAGGCUGCUGAAAUGUUGGAUAAAUCAAGGUUGAAAUUUCCUUCAUAUAAUCUCAGGGUUAAAUUCCCCCGUACAUGGGCUAGAGCUGUGGGCGGGAUGAUCGAGACGGAAAAUGACGAUGAUAGUGAAGAAUAUGAGGAAUUGGAGAAUGACGCACAAAGAGCAUCUGAAUUGGGUGUUUCAUCACAUUUGGUUCAACGCGUAAAAAUCGGCACAGUUGAUGGCGAGAGAUUAGAUCCAGACAAUAUUUUAGGUCCUGGUGGAUCUUCAGGUGGUGGAUUUGCCUGGCCAUUAUUAGAAGGUGGAUUCUCGCAUGAUUGGUGGCCACAUAUCGUUGUUUUCUCACGUAGUAUUUUGGAUGAAUUCGGUCAGAUUGUUCGAUUACACGAUUUCCACACCGGUGAUAAAAGAGGAUAUGAUAAAUUGAAAUAAAUAAACUAUUUUUUAUGUAUUCUUUUAUUAUUUUUAUUAUUCUUUAAAAGUCUAUGAUUAAUUGUUGUCCAAAUUUACGUAAAUCCAAUUCCCAACUUGGCUGUGAUAUGCUAGCUUUGUUGGUGAACCAGCAGCAGGUAUCUGGUGCGCCUACACCCCAAUGGCAGGUUGAUGCGAAUAAACAGAGUAACAAAACGAAGCAAUACGGACAUGGCUUCUGGUAUAUAACGUAGCUCAACAUGAAGAGACUAAGGAUGAUUGGAGAUGCAGUUGGGAACGGUAAUAAGAACAUUAAAAGCCACCAUCUCUAUCAGUUUUCUUAUCAGGCCGUUCAUAGUAAUAUUGACAAAAUAAG